This is a messenger RNA of Octopus sinensis (East Asian common octopus), 9615 nucleotides long. Its product is annotated as titin-like. Lineage: Eukaryota; Metazoa; Mollusca; Cephalopoda; Octopoda; Octopodidae. The transcript has 18 exons. The record is from RefSeq and is a predicted model, not a curated record. The coding region runs from base 1 to 9330 and encodes 3109 amino acids.
AUGACAGAGGUUGAUAUUAAACCUGAAACUGAAGAGGAUGUGGCUAUCCAACUUGAGAUUUCUGAUAAACCUGUUGAGAAAACAGAGAUUACCAGAAUUGAUAUUGAGAUUACCAGAAUUGACAUUGGUAAACCAGAAGAAGUUGUCACUGAAAUUGAAAAGACAGAGGUUUAUAUUAAACCUGAAACUAAAGAAGGAGUGGCAAUCCAAUUUGAGAUUUCUGAUAAAUCUGUUGAUACAACAGAGAUUACCAGAAUUGAUAUUGUUAAACCAGAAGAAGUUGUCACUGAAAUUGAAAAGAGAGAGAUUUCUGAUAAACCUGUUGAGAUAACAGAGAUUACUAGAAUUGACAUUGGUAAACCAGAAGAAGUAGUCACAGUAAUUGAAAAGACAGAGGUUGAUAUUAAACCUGAAACUAAAGAGGAAGUGGCUAUCCAACUUGAUAUUUCUGAUAAACCUGUUGAGAAAACAGAGAUUACCAGAAUUGAUAUUGAGAUUACCAGAAUUGAUAUUGGGAAACCAGAAGAAGUAGUCACUGAAAUUGAAAAGACAGAGAUUGAUAUUAAACCUGAAACUAAAGAGGAAGUGGUUAUCCAACUUGAGAUUUCUGAGAAACCUGUUGAGAAAACAGAGAUUACCAGUAUCAAUAUUGGUAAACCAGAAGAAGUAGUCACUGAAAUUGAAAAGACAGAGGUUGAUAUUAAACCUGAAACUAAAGAGGAAGUGACUAUCCAACUUGAGAUUUCUGAGAAACCUGUUGAGAAAACAGAGAUUACCAGUAUCGAUAUUGGUAAACCAGAAGAAGUAGUCACUGAAAUUGAAAAGACAGAGGUUGAUAUUAAACCUGAAACUAAAGAGGAAGUGGUAAUCCAAUUUGAGAUUUCUGAUAAACCUGUUGAGAAAACAGAGAUUACCAGAAUUGAAAUUGAGAUUACCAGAAUUGAUAUUGGGAAACCAGAAGAAGUAGUCACUGAAAUUGAAAUGACAGAGGUUGAUAUUAAACCUGAAACUGAAGAGGAUGUGGCUAUCCAACUUGAGAUUUCUGAUAAACCUGUUGAGAAAACAGAGAUUACCAGAAUUGACAUUGGUAAACCAGAAGAAGUAGUCACUGAAUUUGAAAAGACAGAGGUUGAUAUUAAACCUGAAACUAAAGAGGAAACAGAGGUUGAUAUUAAACCUGAAACUAAAGGAGUGGCAAUCCAAUUUGAGAUUUCUGAUAAAUCUUUUGAUACAACAGAGAUUACCAGAAUUGAUAUUGUUAAACCAGAAGAAUUUGUCACUGAAAUUGAAAAGAGAGAGGUUGAUAUUAAGCCUGAAACUAAAGAGGAAGUGGCAAUACAACUUCAGAUUUCCGAUAAACCUGUUGAGACUCCAGAGACUACCAGAAUUGAUAUUGGUAAAUCAGAAGAAGUAGUCACAGAUAUUGAAAAGACAGAGGUUGAGAUUAAACCUGAAACUAAAGAGGAAGUGGCUAUCCAAUCUGAGAUUUCUGAUAAACCUGUUGAGACAACAGAGAUUACCAGAAGUGAUAUUGGGAAACCAGAAGAAGUAGUCACUGAAAUUGAACAGACAGAGGUUGAUAUUAAACCUGAAUCUAAAGAGGAAGUGAUUUCUGAUAAACCUGUUGAGAAAACAGAGAUUACCAGAAUUGAUAUUGUUAAACCAGAAGAAGUUGUCACUGAAUUUGAAAAGACAGAGGUUGAUAUUAAACAUGAAACUAAAGAGGAAGUGGCUAUCCAAUUUGAGAUUUCUGAUAAACCUGUUGAGAUGACAGAGAUUACCAGAAUUGAUAUUGAGAUUACCAGAAUUGAUAUUGUUAAACCAGAAGAAGUUGUCACUGAAAUUGAAAAGACAGAGACAGAGGUUGAUAUUAAACCUGAAACAAAAGAGGAAGUGGCAAUCCAAUUUGAGAUUUCUGAUAAAUCUGUUGAGAAAACAGAGAUUACCAGAAUUAAUAUUGGUAAACCAGAAGAAGUUGUCACUGAAAUUGAAAAGACAGAGGUUGAUAUUAAACCUGAAACUAAAGAGGAAGUUGCUAUCGAAAUUGUGAUUUGUGAUAAAUCUGUUGAGAAAACAGAGAUUACCAGAAUUGAUAUUGGUAAACUAGAAGAAGUAGUGACUGAAAUUGAAAAGACAGAGUUUGAUAUUAAACCUGAAACUAAAGAGGAAGUGGCUAUCCAACUUGAGAUUUCUGAUAAACCCGUUGAGAAUACAGAGAUUACUAGAAUCGAUAUUGUUAAACCAGAAGAAGUAGUCACUGAAAUCGAAAAGACAGAGGUCGAUAUUAAACCUGAAACUAAAGAGGAAGUGGCUAUCCAACUUGAGAUUUCUGAUAAACCUGUUGAGAAAACAGAGAUUACCAGAAUUGUUAUUGGUGAAUCAGAAGAAGUAGUCCCUGAAUUUGAGAAGAAAGAUCUUGAUAUUAAACCUGAAGCAAAACAGGAAGUGGCUAUCCAACAUGAGAUUUCUGAUAAACCUGUUGAGACAACAGAGAUUACCAGAAUUGAUAUUGGGAAACCAGAAGAAGUAGUCACUGAAAUUGAAAAGACAAAGGUUGAUAUUAAACCUGAAACUAAAGAGGAAGUGUCUAUCCAAUUUGAGAUUUCUGAUAAAUCUGUUGAGAAAACAGAGAUUACCAGAAUUGAUAUUGGUAAACCAGAAGAAGUAGUCACUGAAAUUGAAAAGACAGAGUUUGAUAUUAAACCUGAAACUAAAGAGGAAGUGGCUAUGCAACUUGAGAUUUCUGAUAAGCCUGUUGAGGGACUUGAUGUUAAAUCUAUUGAUAUUGGUAAACCUGAGAAAACAGUAAGUGAAAUUGAAAUGCUAGUGAUAUCUCAAGUAUCUGAAGUUGUUUCUUUUCAAGAAGAUCAGAUAACUACUGAGAAGAAUGACAUUAUUACUAGAAAAGAAGAAACUGAAAUUAUUCCACAUAUGUCUAUAUUUGAUAUUGAGCCUGAAAGUACAAUUCAGAUUGAAGCUAAAGAAAUGGAAAUUAAAGAGAAGAAACCACAAAUUACUGAUAUUACAACAAUUUCUACUGCUGUAAUGAAGGAAAAACAACCAGAAGAAGUGAAACCUGUUUCUGAAAUUCAACUAACAGAUAUAUCUGAGUCGGUAAUACCAGAGAAAGUUGAAACUGCUAAAGUUAGUUCAAUUAUAACUACAAGCACUGAGGAACGGAAGACUGAGAUUUCUCCAGAGAAAAUUAGUGAUAUUCCUGUGGAAAUGGUAUUAUCAAUUGACUCUAAGAACGUCACAUCUGAAGAUCAGGUACCAAUGGUUAUAAAGACUGAACAGACAUAUACAACAGGUGAAGAAGAAGUGCAGAAAGAAAUUACAGUGGAAUCACUUGAAAUGCCAUUACAAGACUCCAUAACUCUGAAAUCAGUGGAAGAUUCUCUGAUACAAAUCCCUUUGAGUUCUACUAAAUUAUCUCCUACCGAGGAAGCUCUUGCUCUAGAUGAAAGUGAUAGUGUGGGUGAAGUUGGCAAUGAAAUUGAAACCUCUCCUUCGUUGACGAUGAAGGUUACAGAUUCGAAAAUUACUUAUAUUGCACCUACGCCUUCCCCUGAAAAGAAAGAAAAUGUUCCAGAUGAGGAAUAUUUGCUGCCUGAAGUGGAUAUUGAUGAGAAAGCUUCUGAAGAAGUUAUCAUAUCCGAAGUCAAAGAAGAAAUGCCAUUUGAAUUUCCCAGAAUUCCACAUGUACCAGAUAUUUUUAGUGGAGAUAUAAAAAGCCUUCCUGGUCCUGAAAUCCUUCACUCGUUGAAAGAAGUUGUUGAAGACAUAGGUGAUAUGCCAGUUGUUAGAGAAAUAACAAAGACAGACGAAGAAGAAGAAAAGAUUAAAGAAAUACCAGAAAUGGCACUGCAGGAAGUUGCAGAAAUAAAAGAAAGUUUACCAUCUUUAGAAACACCUGAAAGCAUUAAAAUGGAUAUAAAUGUACAAAUAACUUCAGAUGUAGUAAAAGCUAAAACAGAUGAAGUAAAAGAUAUGAAGGAAAAAGAUGUUGAAAAAGAAAUAGCCACAUCCGAUGAGGUAUAUAUUUCUCACAGAGAACAAAUAACAACGGCACCAACAUCAUUUGAGACAAUUAUUGAUAAGAAAAUAGACAAGAAGGAUAAAAUUAAGGAAAAGACGGAGGUUGAUAUUAAGCCAGAAACUAAAGAAGAAGUAUCUAUCCAACUUGAUAUUAGUGAUAAACCUGUCGAGAAAACAGAAGUCAUAUACAUUGAUAUUGGUAAACCUGAGAAACCAGUCAGUGAAAUUGAAGUACAAGUUGCACCUCAAGUACCUGAGGUUAUUUCUAUAGAAAAAGAUCAGGUAUCUACCGAUAAGAGAGAAAUUAUCAUUAGCAAAGAAGAAACUGAAGUUAUUCCAGAAAUGUCUACAUUUGACAUUGUGCCAGACAGUACAAUUCAGAUCGAAGCUAAAGAAAUGGAAAUUAAAGAGAAGAAACCACAAAUUACUGAUAUUACAGCAAUUUCUACUGCUGUAAUGAAGGAAAAACAACCAGAAGAAGAAGUGAAACCUGUUUCUGAAAUUCAACUUACAGAUGUAUCUGAGACGGUAAUACCAGAGAAAGUUGAAACUGCUAAAGUUACCUCAAUUAUAACUACAAGCACUGAGGAACGGAAGACCAAGAUUUCUCCAGAGAAAAUUAGUGAUAUUCCUGUGGAAAUGGUAUUAUCAAUUGACUCUAAGAAAGUCACAUCUGAAGAUCAAGUACCAAUGGUUAUAAAGACUGAACAGACAUAUACAACAGGUGAAGAAGAGGUGGAGAAAGAAAUUACAGUGCAGACAUUGGAAAUGCCUUUACAAGACACAGUAACUGUAAAACCAGUGGAAGAAACUGGUAUUCAGAUUUCUGUGAGUUCUACUAAAGCAUCUGCUAUUGAAGAAGCUCCUGUUGAAGAUGUAACUGAUAAGGUUGUUGAAAUCAGCAAGGAAAGUGAAAUCAUUCCUGUGAGUAAAGAAGUGAAAGGUAUCUCUGAAAUGACCAUUAUAAGUGCUCCAUCAGUAAGUGUUGUGAGUACAGCUGAAGAAGAGCUUUCUGAAGAAGAAUUCUUUGAUAUUCCAUCAACUGAAGAAAAAAAGUGGAACCUAAAGAAGUUUCUGAUGAGGAAAAAGACACAUCAAGAAGAACAUGUAGAGAUACCUAAGUCUGCAGCUGUUGUUAGCACUGAUCUUCAAGAGAUUACAAUUAAAGAGACAAUUCCUACUGAAAUUGUACAUGAAGAAGUAGUUUCAAAGGAACCUGUUGAAAAGACAGAAUUUGUUAUUAAACCAGAAACUAUAGAGGAAAUGUCUAUUCAACUUGACAUUGGUGCUAAGCCUGUUGAGAAAACAGAAGUUGUAUCCAUUGAUAUUGGUAAACCAGAAAAAGUUGUCACUGAAAUUGAAAAGACAGAGGUUGAAAUUAAACCAGAAACUAAAGAGGAAGUCUCAAUCCAACUUGACAUUGGUGAUAAACCUGUUGAGAAAACAGAAGUUAUCUCCAUUGAUAUUGGUAAACCCGAGAAACCAGUCACUGAAAUAGAAAUGCAAGUGGCACCUCAAGUACCUGAGAUAAUUUCUAUAGAAAAGGAACCAAUCACUAUUGAUCAAAGGAAAAUUAUCAUUAGCAAAGAAGAAACUGAAGUUAUUCCAGAAAUUUCUACGUUUGAUAUUGUGCCAGACAGUACAAUUCAGAUCGAAGCUAAAGAAAUGGAAAUUAAAGAGAAGAAACCACAAAUUACUGAUAUUACAGCAAUUUCUACUGCUGUAAUGAAGGAAAAACAACCAGAAGAAGAAGUGGAACAUGUUUCUGAAAUUCAACCAACAGAUGUAUCUGAGACGGUAAUACCAGAGAAAGUUGAAACUGCUAAAGUUACCUCAAUUAUAACUACAAGCACUGAGGAACGGAAGACCAAGAUUUCUCCAGAGAAAAUUAGUGAUAUUCCUGUGGAAAUGGUAGUAUCAAUUGACUCUAAGAAAGUUACAUCUGAAGAUCAGGUACCAAUGGUUAUAAAGACUGAACAGACAUAUACAACAGGGGAAGAGGAGGUGGAGAAAGAAAUUACAGUGCAGACAUUGGAAAUGCCAUUACAAGACUCAGUAACUGUAAAACCAGUGGAAGAAACUGGUAUUCAGAUUUCCGUGAGUUCUACUAAAGCAUCUGCUAUUGAAGAAGCUCCUGUUGAAGAUGUAACUGAUAAGGUUAUUGAAAUCAGCAAGGAAAGUGAAAUCAUUCCUGUGAGUAAAGAAGUGAAAGAUAUCUCUGAAAUGACCAUUAUAAGUGCUCCAUCAGUAAGUGUUGUGAGUACAGCUGAAGAAGAGCUUUCUGAAGAAGAAUUCUUUGAUAUUCCAUCAACUGAAGAAAAGAAAGUGGAACCUAAAGAGGUUUCUGAUGAAGAAAAAGACACAUCAGUUAGUGUACGUGAUGAGAUUCGCACAGCAGAAGAUGUGUUAGUUGAUGCUAUUGAACAUAUCACUGAUAUAGAGAAAGAACAUGUAGAGAUACCUAAGUCUGCAGCUGUUGUUAGCACUGAUCUUCAAGAGAUUACAAUUAAAGAGACAAUUCCUACUGAAAUUGUACAUGAAGAAGUAGUUUCAAAGGAACCUGUUGAAAAGACAGAAUUUGUUAUUAAACCAAAACUAACAGAGGUUGAUAUUAAACCAGAAACUAAAGAAGAAGUAUCUAUCCAACUUGAUAUUAGCGAUAAACCUGUUGAGAAAACAGAAGUCAUCUCCAUUGAUAUUGGUAAACCUGAGAAACCAGUCAGUGAAAUUGAAGUACAAGUUGCACCUCAAGUACCUGAGGUUAUUUCUAUAGAAAAAGAUCAGGUAUCUACCGAUAAGAGAGAAAUUAUCAUUAGCAAAGAAGAAACUGAAGUUAUUCCAGAAAUGUCUACAUUUGACAUUGUGCCAGACAGUACAAUUCAGAUCGAAGCUAAAGAAAUGGAAAUUAAAGAGAAGAAACCACAAAUUACUGAUAUUACAGCAAUUUCUACUGCUGUAAUGAAGGAAAAACAACCAGAAGAAGAAGUGGAACAUGUUUCUGAAAUUCAACCAACAGAUGUAUCUGAGACGAAAGUCACAUCUGAAGAUCAGGUACCAAUGGUUAUAAAGACUGAACAGACAUAUACAACAGGGGAAGAGGAGGUGGAGAAAGAAAUUACAGUGCAGACAUUGGAAAUGCCUUUACAAGACACAGUAACUGUAAAACCAGUGGAAGAAACUGGUAUUCAGAUUUCUGUGAGUUCUACUAAAGCAUCUGCUAUUGAAGAAGCUCCUGUUGAAGAUGUAACUGAUAAGGUUAUUGAAAUCAGCAAGGAAAGUGAAAUCAUUCCUCUUUCUGAAGAAGAAUUCUUUGAUAUUCCAUCAACUGAAGAAAAGAAAGUGGAACCUAAAGAGGUUUCUGAUGAAGAAAAAGACACAUCAGUUAGUGUACGUGAUGAGAUUCGCACAGCAGAAGAUGUGUUAGUUGAUGCUAUUGAACAUAUCACUGAUAUAGAGAAAGAACAUGUAGAGAUACCUAAGUCUGCAGCUGUUGUUAGCACUGAUCUUCAAGUGAUUACAAUUAAAGAGACAAUUCCUACUGAAAUUGUACAUGAAGAAGUAGUUUCAAAGGAACCUGUUGAAAAGACAGAAUUUGUUAUUAAACCAGAAACUAUAGAGGAAAUGUCUAUUCAACUUGAAAUUGGUGCUAAACCUGUUGAGAAAACAGAAGUUGUAUCCAUUGAUAUUGGUAAACCAGAAAAAGUUGUCACUGAAAUUGAAAAGACAGAGGUUGAUAUUAAACCAGAAACUAAAGAGGAAAUGUCUAUUCAACUUGACAUUGGUGCUAAACCUGUUGAGAAAACAGAAGUUGUAUCCAUUGAUAUUGGUAAACCAGAAAAAGUUGUCACAGAAAUUGAAAAGACAGAGGUUGAUAUUAAACCAGAAACUAAAGAGGAAAUGUCUAUCCAACUUGACAUUGGUGCUAAACCUGUUGAGAAAACAGAAAUUACAACCAUUGAAUUUGGUAAGCCUGAGACAUCUAAAAUUGAUAUUAGUGAUGUAGUUUGUGCUCCAUCUGAAGUUAUUGAUAUAUCCACUGAUACAAAACCUGCCACUGAAGAAAUUGUUUCAUCAGACUUGUACAGUUCAGAGCUUCAAAGUCCGAAUAUAUAUGAUGAAGCUUCUGCUGUGAAAUCCAUUGUGCCAAGCUUAAUUCAUGAAGGAGAUGUAUUGAUCGAAUCAAAAAGUAGCCUUUCUGGUCCUGAAGAUCUUCAGUUAUUGAAAGAAGAAGUUGUGGAAGAUAUAGGUGAUAUGCCAGUCCAUACAGAAAUAAAAGAAAUAGUGGAAGAAGAACAAAGGACUAAAGAAAUACCAAAGAUGGUGGUACAGGAAGUCGCAGAAUUAAAAGAAAGAUCACCCUCAUUAGAAACACCUAAAAGCAUUGAAAUGGAUAUCCAAACAGCUUCAGUUCUAGUUGAACCUACAACAUAUGAAACAAAAGUAGUAGAAGAAAAAGAUGUUGAAAAAGAAAUAGUAAAAUCAGAUGAAGUUUAUGUUUCUCAUAGGGAACAAAUAACGACGGGACCAACAAUCAUUGAAAGUAUUCCUGAUAAAAAAAUAGACAUAAAAAUAACAAGUAAAGAAAAGACAGAGGUUGAUAUUAAACCAGAAACUAAAGAAGAAAUGUCGAUCCAACUUGAUAUUGGUGCUAAACCUGUUGAGAAGACAGAAGUUGUAUCCAUUGAUAUUGGUAAACCAGAAAAAGCAGUCAGUGAAAUUCAAAUGCAGUUUGCACCUCAGCAAAUCACUACUGAUACAAGAGAAAUUAUCAUUAGCAAAGAAGAAACUGAAGUUAUUCCGGAAAUGUCUACAUUUGAUAUUGUGCAAGAAAGUACAAUUCAGAUCGAAGCUAAAGAAAUGGAAAUUAAAGAGAAGAAACCAGAAAUUACUGAUAUUACAGCAAUUUCUACUGCUGUAAUGAAGGAAAAACAACCAGAAGAAGAAGUGAUACCUGUAUCUGAAAUUCAACUUACAGAUGUAUCUGAGACGGUAAUACCAGAGAAAGUUGAAACUGCUAAAGUUACCUCAAUUAUAACUACAAGCACUGAGGAACGGAAGACCAAGAUUUCUCCAGAGAAAAUUAGUGAUAUUCCUGUGGAAAUGGCAAUAUCAAUUGACUCUAAGAAAGUCACAUCUGAAGAUCAAGUACCAAUGGUUAUAAAGACUGAACAGACAUAUACAACAGGUGAAGAAGAGGUGGAGAAAGAAAUUACAGUGCAGACAUUGGAGAUGCCAUUACAAGACACAGUAACUGUAAAACCAGUGGAAGAAACUGUAUUCAGAUUUCUGUGAGUUCUACAAAAGCAUCUGCUAUUGAAGAAGCUCCCGUUGAAGAUGUUACUGAUAAGGUUGUUGAAAUCAGCAAGGAAAGUGAAAUCAUUCCUGUGAGUAAAGAAGUGAAAGGUAUCUCUGAAAUGACCAUUAUAAGUGCUCCAUCAGUAAGCGUUGUCAGUACAGCUGAAGAAGAACUUUCUGAAGAAGAAUUCUUUGAUAUUCCAUCAACUGAAGAAAAGAAAGUGGAACCUAAAGAAGUUUCUGAUGAGGAAAAAGACACAUCAGUUAGUGUACGUGAUGAGA